AUGCGACUCUCUAAAACCCUCGUCGACAUGGAUAUGGCCGACUACAGUGCCGCUCUGGACCCAGCCUAUACCACCCUGGAGUUUGAAAAUGUGCAGGUGUUGACCAUGGCCAACGACACAUCCCCAUCUGAAGGCGCCAACCUCAACUCAUCCAACAGUUUGGGCGUCAGUGCCCUCUGUGCCAUCUGUGGAGACCGGGCCACAGGCAAACACUACGGAGCCUCGAGCUGUGACGGCUGCAAGGGAUUCUUCAGGAGAAGCGUGAGGAAGAACCACAUGUACUCCUGCAGGUUUAGUCGGCAGUGCGUAGUGGACAAAGACAAGAGGAACCAGUGCCGCUACUGCAGACUUAAGAAGUGCUUCCGGGCUGGCAUGAAGAAGGAAGCUGUCCAAAAUGAGCGGGACCGAAUCAGCACGCGGAGAUCAAGCUACGAGGACAGCAGUCUGCCUUCCAUUAAUGCGCUCCUGCAGGCAGAGGUCCUGUCUCAGCAGAUCACAUCUCCCAUCUCUGGGAUCAAUGGUGACAUUCGGGCAAAGAAGAUCGCCAACAUUACGGAUGUGUGCGAGUCCAUGAAAGAACAGCUGCUAGUUCUGGUCGAAUGGGCCAAGUACAUCCCAGCCUUCUGUGAGCUCCUUCUGGAUGACCAGGUGGCCCUGCUCAGAGCGCAUGCCGGCGAGCACCUGCUGCUAGGCGCCACCAAGAGAUCCAUGGUGUUCAAGGACGUGCUGCUCCUAGGCAAUGACUACAUUGUCCCUCGGCACUGCCCAGAGCUAGCAGAGAUGAGCCGUGUGUCCAUUCGUAUCCUCGAUGAGCUGGUCCUGCCCUUCCAGGAGCUGCAGAUCGAUGACAAUGAGUAUGCCUGCCUCAAGGCCAUCAUCUUCUUCGACCCAGAUGCCAAGGGACUGAGUGACCCGGGCAAGAUCAAGCGGCUGCGGUCGCAGGUGCAGGUGAGCCUGGAGGAUUACAUCAACGACCGCCAGUACGACUCUCGGGGCCGCUUCGGCGAGCUGCUGCUGCUGCUGCCAACCCUACAGAGCAUCACCUGGCAGAUGAUCGAACAGAUCCAGUUUAUCAAGCUCUUUGGCAUGGCCAAGAUCGACAACCUGCUGCAGGAGAUGCUGCUUGGAGGGUCUGCCAGUGAUGCACCCCAUGCCCACCACCCCCUGCACCCUCACCUGAUGCAGGAACACAUGGGCACCAAUGUCAUAGUUGCCAACACGAUGCCCUCUCACCUCAGCAAUGGACAGAUGUGUGAGUGGCCCCGACCCAGGGGGCAGGCAGCCACCCCUGAGACUCCGCAGCCGUCACCACCAAGUGGCUCAGGAUCUGAACCCUACAAGCUUCUGCCAGGAGCCAUUGCCACCAUUGUCAAGCCUCCCUCUGCCAUCCCCCAGCCAACUAUCACCAAGCAAGAAGUCAUCUAG
Chionomys nivalis (European snow vole) is the source of this 1425-nucleotide messenger RNA. It is a transcript of the gene Hnf4a, whose product is annotated as hepatocyte nuclear factor 4 alpha. Gene Ontology annotation, biological process: cell differentiation; positive regulation of transcription by RNA polymerase II; anatomical structure development. Gene Ontology annotation, molecular function: RNA polymerase II cis-regulatory region sequence-specific DNA binding; zinc ion binding; nuclear receptor activity. NCBI's taxonomy places the organism in Eukaryota, Metazoa, Chordata, Mammalia, Rodentia, Cricetidae. The transcript is spliced from 10 exons. The coding region runs from base 1 to 1425 and encodes 474 amino acids. The record is from RefSeq and is a predicted model, not a curated record.